Messenger RNA from Stomoxys calcitrans (stable fly), 9275 nucleotides. Its product is annotated as RYamide receptor. Gene Ontology annotation, biological process: neuropeptide signaling pathway. The record is from RefSeq and is a predicted model, not a curated record. Gene Ontology annotation, cellular component: membrane. Gene Ontology annotation, molecular function: neuropeptide Y receptor activity. Bases 1643 to 3376 code for a protein of 577 amino acids. Lineage: Eukaryota; Metazoa; Arthropoda; Insecta; Diptera; Muscidae. The transcript is spliced from 10 exons.
ACGGACGUUUCAACACCUUUGCGUUAAGUGUGUGCAGAGUGAAUACAUAGAAAAAAUUAAAAUUAAAAUCAACAUUAUUUUUAAAAAAUUUUUUUAUACGGAAACAUUCCAAAAAAAAGUGACUGCAAAUAGUUAACAGCCUUUAAAAUUAAAUAUUAAAAAAAAUGCAAAAAAAUAACUACAAUUAUAUGUUAAAAAGGUGUUGGGUGUGAAAUGCGGAUACGGAUGCCGGAAACCGCAAUGACAACGGUAGUGUUAACAGUUGUAAACAGCACAGCGAAUGUGAGUGUUUGCAUGUGCGCUAGUGUAGUUGUUUGUGUGCGUCUGCCACAUAUCGAAAAUUAAAGUGAGUUCUGUUUCAAUUGAGCCUAAACCACAAAUCUUUUUCCACAAAGUGCAAAAUAAAGAUGUGAAUUAUUAUUCAAAAAUAAAUGUGAAUGAGAAAUGAAAAAUAAUAUGGAGAACUGUUCGCGUUAAAACUUAUAACAAAUUAUUUAAACCAACAUUGUUUUACUACAAUAAGAAAAAGUACAGCACGAGUUCGUUUUUGUGGCCCAUGCUUUUGUAAUGAAUUAAUUCUGUUGAGUGUUGUUAAAGGAUUCCUUUCCAUCAUCGUGUACACGUUGACAUCAUUUGGGAGUAGGCGAGGGGCACAAAACUGCUGCUGGCAUAUCAUCACCCCGUAUGUGGCAUUCAUUCAAUUUUGUGUGCUAAAAUUGUGUAUGUCGAACCACGAUUACGUGGGUGUUUCUGUGACUGUGCGUGGGAGAAUGUAGAGCGUUUAACGUUGGGCAACUACUAUGACUCAACAUUUGACAUUUGCACUCGCUUCAAAUUAAAGUGCCCAAAUUACUAACAAGAUCCCCAUUAAGGAAUAUAAUCAAAAAUCGAUCAUUCUAUCAAUUUCUAUCCAAAUAUACCAGCGUAAAAAUUCCUGUCGAUUGACCAUCAAAGGACCAUCAGACGACUUCAACUUGUCGAAGAUGUAAUCACUCAAUACUGAUUUGAAAUGAUGACUUUGAGAGACAUAAAUCCCACACGAAGAAGUAUAUGAGCGAUUGAUUUUGCCACAAGGAUCACUUAUCUAUCAUAUAAAUGUAUAAGGAUUAGCCACAAUAGCUUUGGUCAAGGCUUACGCAACAGGAUUGCAAUAUUGGGGUUAGCUUUAGUGGAAGUCCGGUCAACAAUAGAAAACAUAUGCAAAUUUUCCUGUGACACAUACCAAAUUUCAGAAAAUGCAUUAUUUUCCCAAAACAUAUUUCACACAAUGGAGUGGUUGUCAAUCUCAUGGAAAACUGUGCGGGACUAUAAUAUUUUUGAGGCGUGGGGCUUGCAUGUGAACUUAAUUAAAAUUGAACUGUGAGCACUUCGUCAAUCUACGCAGAGUUUAUGGAAAAUAUGUUAGUUCUCAAAACAUGUGGCCCGUGUGUCUCCCGUAAAAAUAACAAAAAAUCCAAUUAAACCUGUUGUAAUGCCAUAUUACAACUCAGUAAACAGCCAUUACCUCUCUGAAUAAAAACCAAAAUAGCAGCACAAGCCAUUUUGCCGUGAAAAGGCGCUCCCAUCCACGCCAAAAUCAUUUUAAUUACCACUGCUGUUUAUUUUGGUGUGAUCCCGGCCAGAGCGGCCAACCGGCAACGAAAUGGAGUUUUUCCUGCGCGAGUAUAUGGCUCGUAGUAUCUUGCCUCAUUUAAAUGGUGCAGCCUCGUUCAGGCUAAUGGAUCGCCAUCAUCAUGCCCGCCACCACAUCAGCAGCUCCGACAGCAAUAGCAGCACAACGACAGUAACAAGUGGCAGUGGCGAUACAAAUUUGUAUUUUAUAGAACCCCAGCAACAAUUGCUGCUGGACCCAUUUGAGGGUGAUGUCGAGGAUGGUACUCAAAAUCACAGUGGCGACUACAGCGAAUACCUAAGCUCAAAUGACAGUGAUACUUCUACGGCAUCGACGAAUGCAACGACCCUGUAUGGCUUCCACCUGCUCGAAUCGCUGGCCAGUGUGACCACCACCACAAUAUCAUCGAUGGCACAGCAAACAAAUGAAACGUUUCAUCUGCUGCACGGCCAACGAAAUGUUAGCACAUCCUCGUACGCAGUUCACUGCGAUGGCGAAUGUCCUCCCGAUAUAAUGCUGAAUGACACCUGGAUUGAUGGAUGUGGUGACGACAGUGAAGGAGACACCCUGUCGUCCAUUUAUUUUAUUACCGCCGUAUAUCUGCUAUACAUUCCCAUAUUCGUAUUUGCCCUGCUGGGUAAUGGAACUGUCUGCUACAUUGUCCAAUCAACGCCACGCAUGCGCACCGUGACGAAUUAUUUCAUUGCGAAUUUGGCCAUGGGCGACAUUCUCAUGUCACUUUUCUGCGUGCCCUCGUCGUUUAUAUCGACUUUCAUUUUGGGCUAUUGGCCUUUUGGUAUAGCUCUUUGCCAUUUUGUCAACUAUUCGCAGGCUGUGUCGGUGCUGGUGAGUGCCUACACUCUGGUGGCCAUAUCGAUAGACCGGUAUAUUGCUAUAAUGUGGCCGCUACGACCGAGAAUAACAAAAAGAUAUGCAAAAUUCAUUAUAGUUGGCAUAUGGAUCAUAGCCUUGGCAACGGCUUUACCAAUUCCCAUAGUGUCAAAGCUGGUGCAACCUGGAGAUUGGUAUGAGCAAUGUGACAGAUACAUCUGCAAAGAAGAGUGGCCCACAGCCGAGCAAAAUUAUUACUACACAUGGGCACUGCUGACACUACAAUUUAUUGUGCCACUGUCAGUGCUUAUUUUUACCUACACCCGCAUCGCAUUAGCCGUUUGGGGCAAGAGACCACCGGGCGAGGCAGAAAAUUCCAGAGACCAACGCAUGGCAAGGUCAAAACGAAAGAUGAUUAAAAUGAUGGUGACUGUGGUGAUUGUCUUUACAAUGUGUUGGCUACCGUUCAACAUACUUUCGCUUCUAUUAAACGACGAGGAGGUGCGCAUGUGGGGGGCAUUACCGUAUGCCUGGUUCGCUGUUCACUGGCUGGCCAUGUCACAUAGUUGCUAUAAUCCCAUCAUUUAUUGCUACAUGAACGCCCGUUUCCGCGGUGGUUUCCUGCAGAUUAUUUACCGUGUGCCUGGCCUGAGACGUUGCUGUUGCCUGCGGCGUUAUUUGCACACGCGCGGUGAUCGUAGCUAUGAGACCACUGGUGAGAUGACCUUCAAAUUCAAUCGUCAUAGUGGUGGAGGUCUUAUCAGGAAACCUAAGAUACGAAUUAGGAACAGACGAUGCGUUCCACCUGCAGCGUGUGAACACAUGCACCACAUUCAUCAGCACAAGGAGAAAGCUGCGCACGAAUUCUAUGCAAGUGAGUCAAUCUUCAUGUGCGGAAACAACGGUGUUGCGGUAGUGCCAGCCCCACCAUAAACCCAUCGAAUUCACAGAUAGUUUCGAUUAAGAAACAUGAGUAAACAACUCAAUUCCACGUACUAACCACAGGACCACAAUGUUUGCUAUCUGGACACCUGAAUAGCAAGCAAAGCAAACAUUUCAUAACAUUUAUUUCGAUUGCAGAUUUGCGAUGUCAUCCCAAACAUAAUUGCUUAAAUACAUACUAGCUUUAAAGAUAUUAAUAAGCUAAACUGCUAAGGACUUUGUUAGAGUAUUUAAAUUUAUUAUUUGCUAUUUAAUGAUAAUGGAUUUUAACUUUAUGCUCUACCGGAAUAAAAGUUGUGAAGAGAAAAAAAUCAAAUCAUAUUAAAAGUUUUAAAUAAAAAGGCAAUGUAUUUUUUACCAGUAAUAUCAAAAAUGUCCAUGAGAUUCAACUCAUUUGAAAAUUGCAAUAAUUUGUUGAAAUCAAUCUGUUUCACGUCAAGUUGUUAAUUUUUCCUUUUCAAAAUCCGUCCUUGUUGAAUUGAAUUUAAGUUCUAAAAUCAGGCUUGUGUGAAUAAUUUUCAUAAAAAAUCUCGUAAGGAUUAGUUGUCAUACGAAUAUCGAAUUAAUUCUAUUCUCAUUUUUAUACAAAUACAAUCAAAAUCCUCGCGAGUUAAAACAAUUUAUAUAUAAUGAAAUAUGGACCCUACACCAUUAGAGUAUCAGUGAUCCUUUAGGUAUAUGUAUAUAUUUAUUCGUGAUCUUUUUGACAUUCUGAGUCGUCCUAGCCAUAUCCGUCCCUCUGUCUGUCUGUCCAUCAUUCUGUGGAAAUCACGAUAGAGCCUAAAAGAAUACAGCAAUACGCUUAAAAUUUUGCACAGAUACUUCUUAUCGAUAUAUCGGUCCAUGUUAAGUUAAUGCUCCCAUAUAAAGCGAUUUCCCGAUUGUACUUCUUGAGCCUUGGCUGAAAUUUUGCACCAUGAUUUCUGUUGUUAACUAGAGGAGGAGGCAAUUCUUAUUUAAUUACAACAAAGUCCAUAUGGUAUUGCUGACAUCAUACUUUUUUUAAAACCGCGCAAUGAUCUUGACAAAUGGGAGGAGAAAAAUCUAUUAGUUUGGUCAGUCAGAACUCGGAUAUAUAUUCUAUUCAAAUUUAAACGAAAUCAGAUGAAUACAUAACUAUAUCAUAAUAUCCGAUGUAGACUAUCAGACAAGGUUGUAGAGAGGUCUAUUACAACUCAAUAAGUAAUAAGCACGCCCAUUAUGGGGCCAUGACCUAUAAUGGGAAAACUAGCUAUAUCGAAUUGUGCUUCGUCCUACUUACCAAAUCACUUAUUAUUUUCCAUACUACGCCCCUAAGUUGGUUUAUGUCUGGUAUUGUGCCCCCACCUAAGUGUCAGUGUCUUUUAGCAGCAAUAGCCGGAAAAUGACAUAGGAAAUGCUACAACGUCUCAUCAUCCUCCCUACAUGCUCCAAACAUGCCAACACUAGCCGCUCAUAAGUGAGCUUGUGGUCCUAUGGGCCCCCUUAUGAUUACUAGUCCGACCUACUUCUAACUUAUUUUUGGUAUCUCCGCAUAGGAUUUUCGUCGUCCUACCGCCGUUUCGCUGUUUCACAGCGUUAUAGGCAUGUUUGUCGGCAACGCCCCUUACUCGGACUGCGUCGACCCGAAAGGCUUCGGGUUAACCAAGUUUAUUGAUGGUAGUCCUCCGACCUUCACAAAUGCUCUUUCAUUCCCCCCUUACUCCGCUAUUACCUGGCUACCAAACGAUGCGGAUCGUGCCAUCCAAGACUGUUUUUGAACUUACCGUCCUGGUUGAUUAUUGCCCUGAUGGCCAGUUUACUAUCCGUAAAGAUGUUCAUACUGAACGUCUUUGGUUCAACACCACACCGCCUCAUCCAUUUCGUGACCGCCCGGAUCUUCGUCUGCAGAACCGUAUUAUGGUGAAGCAGUCGAAAACAUAUCUCAGUCUCUUUAUGGGGUGGCAUAUUGAAUAAUUCGAAGUAUUACAAACAUCCUAUAGUGGUGGGUUUAAAAAUGAUUCAAAAAAAUAUUUAUCUAAUUGAAAAAGAUACAAUGUUCAAACGCAUCUUUUAAUAAACAACAAAAAAAGGAUCGGCCCGGCCGGGAUCUAUGGAUACCCACCACCUCGGAUAUAUAUACUACCCCCCUUUCGUCAUAACACGGUGAUUAAUGCAUCACUUAUGAACACCUAGCAGCUAUAUCUAAAUAUAGUCCGAUUUCCACCAUAUUCAGGAAGACUAUGUAAGAGUAAAACACUACUCAUUGUACCGAAUUCAUCGGUUAAAAAAUUCACCUUUAUGGGCCUGAGAACUUAAAUCGGGAGAUCGGUAUAUGUUUAUGCCAGCUAUAUCCAAAUAUACACCGAACAAUAUUGAACUCGAAUGUCGGAAAGCCUAAUACAGCCCACAGUGUCAUUGCGCCAUAGAGUAAUAACCGUGCCAUCAUUGUUCCAAGAACUUAAAUUGGGAGAUAUAUAAAUUGAGAAAGCUAUAUCCAAAUGUAGCCCGAUCUUGACCAUAUACGACGUAAAUGUCGAAGUAACUAAGAGAACUAAAUUUUAGCGAAAUUAAUUAACACAUUCCCCUUUUAUGGGCCUAAGACAUUAAAUAGGGAGAUCGGUCUCUAUAUCCAAAAUAGGACCGAUCUGGGCCAGAUUAAAGAAGGAUGUCGAGGGGCCACGCACAACUCACUGUCCCAAAUUUAAGCGAUAUCGGAUAAUAAAUGUUGUUUUAAAGGGCCUAAGACCGUAAAUCGGAAGAUUGGUAUGUAUGGGGGCUAUAUCAAGAUAUAGUCCGAUGUAGUCCAUCUUCGAACUUAACCUGUCCAUGAACAAAAAAAGAAUCUGUGCAAGUUCCAGCUCAAUAUUUCUAUUUUUAAAGAGUGUAGCGUGAUUUAAACAUACGGACGGACAGACGGAGGAAUAUGACUAGUUCGUCUUAGAUUUCUUAGAAGAUCAAGAAUAAUAUACUUUGGAGAGUAGCAAAUGGAUAUUUCGAUGUGUUGCAUCGAAAUCAUUACAUCGAACACAACACAUCGGUGGUUGGUAUACAAAUAUUUCAGAUUCAAUAAAAAAUGAUUGAUUAAAUUUUUAAUUGAAAAUGGCAAAAUAUCAAUCGUUAUUCUAAUUGGAAAAAAGAUGAAAUAAAAAAAAACUUCGUGAUUGGUUUUCUUUGUACAUUUUUGCUGUAAAUAUUAAAUAACUAAGGCGUACACGCCCUUCUUGAUAAGUGUCUUAUCCUUUUUUUUAACUGGUGGUUAGUAUAGGAGCGUCGAAUUACUUACAUCAAAGAGGGAAUUUAGUAAACAUUACCACAAUUGCCAUCAAAAUCCGAUGAAUAAUAUAUAUAUAUAUAUAUGUUCUCUCAAAAAGUCGAAGGAAGAUGUUCUAAUUUUCUGUUCGUUAUUAAUACUAGAAGAAGUAAAAACAUGCUAAGUUCGGCGGGGCGAAUCUUAGGAACCCAGACGUAAAAUCGAGAGAUCGGUGGAAGAUAUAUAUCAGGUUAUGGACCGAUUUAAACCAUACUUGGCACGAGUGUUGGAAGUCAUAAAUUGCCAAAUCGGACAAAAAUUUAAGCUUCUUGAGGAUGAAAAAGUCAAAUCUGGGGAUCAGUAUAUAGGGGGGCUAUAGUUAAAUCUAAACCGAUUGGGCGCAUUUGCAAUCCCCAACGACCUACAUAAAUAAGAAGUCCCUGUGCAAAAUUACAAGCGGAUAUAUUUAUUCGUUCGACCGCUAUCGUUCUUUUGACAGACAGAGAAACGGACGGACAUGACUAGAUCGACUUAAAAUAUCAGGACGAUCCAGAAUGUGUAUACUUUAUGGUGUGGCAGAUCAAUAUUUCGAGUUGCUACAAAGGGAAUGUAUAUGUUAGUAAACCCCCCAUCCUACGGUGAUGGGUGUAAAAAUAAGAGAAGAUAGAUGUUUUAUAGUUCCCACCGUCAAACCAAACGGACCACAAUUUAGACAAGUCUUCAAUGAAAUGGUAAUCGCAUGUAAAACGCUGUCUUUAGCUUCCUCCUUCCUCAACGUCUCCAGAUAUUUGAAUACUUUAGUCUUUUAGCAUUUUAGCCUUGUCCGUAGUGAGGACUACUGAUUAGGACAUUGAUUAGAGGACUUUAAUCGUGUACUGCGGGGUCAGGUUGCACCGAAAACUUUGGUCUUAGUCUAUUUAUUGGUAAGGAUCCUGUUAGAUGAGUUUAGGGUUUUUUUAGAAACGGGUGCUAAAAAGGUUUGUUGCCAUUCAAAGAUAAGGGGCCGGUGGUACGAGCAUAAAUAGCCAAGACCAUUAGCUGCCCGACCGUCGGUCCAAAUCAAAAUAACAAAUGAAGUCAUCCGCUGGAAAGUUUGAAAAGAAAACUGUUAUUUAUGUACAUCAUUAGUGACUGGGACGAAUCAGUUCAGAUAGUUCCUAUAUAAACCAAUCCCUCGAUUUAACCACAUAAACGCCCAAAUUUUCAUCUGAUUUGUCUGAAAUGCGAAGUAUGGUUAGGUUAGGUGGAAAGAGGGUGCAAUAUACACCCGCAGGCCCACUCUUGCUUUAAACCAUCCGUGUAACAUGAUUUUCCAGAUGGCAAUACUUGUGUUCCGUCAAUACAAGACUGUGCCGCUGGCAGCAGUGUCUCGCACUCGACCUCAAGGUUAACCUCAGGUAUCCGAUCGGAAGCCUCUUCCCUUCCUUCCAGGUUUCCUAUCGUAGCCUCGAUUAUACCACGAUGGUAUGAGCUGCUCCAUCCUCAAUUCAUUUUCCCAUCGCCUUAAAUCACAUAGGCGUAGUGGCUGCCUCAAACUUAAUAUGCAUAUCAAUGGGUCGGAUAUCUAGAAUAGUCUCCAGUGCUCUAGUGGGUCUGGUCCUCAUCGCUCCGCCUCUGCCAAGACAACAAGUUCUCUGAACCUGUUGUAUGGUCCUUAUGUUGCACUUUUUCUCCAUAGCUCCACCAAACUACUAAAGUGUAAGUAGAUAUUGGUCUAAUCACGCUCCUGUAGAGCCAGUGGACUAUCCUAGGAUUCAGGUCCCAUUUUGAGCCUACAGCCCGAAUACAUAUUGCCCAACAUCUGUGAGCCUUCUCAAUAUACUCCUGUCGUACACCUAAGUAUUUGACCUUGUCAGAUAUUGAAAUCGUCUUAUUGAGGAAAUGUGGUGCGUUAAAUUGGCCCAUCUUCGUUUUCCUCGUGAACAGUAUUAUAAGAUCGCCUGCGUAGCGCGAAGCAGACGGGCUCAUAUCCCUCCUCAGUCAGCAUCCGUAAUAGAUCAUAUAUGGUCAUAUGCCAUAUGCAAGACCUGUUCGGCCCUUCUUCAUAGCUGGUUCGGUUCCUCAUCCCUAAGACGUAUUAUAACAUCGUCUGUGUAGCAGACGGGUUCAAAUCCUUCCCAUACCCACCCAUAGGAGUGGCGAUAAAAGGCCCCCAUAAGGCGUGCCUUGUGCCACAUUCUCCUUUAUAUUUAUGCCAUAAGACACACAAUUUAUCCACCUGUUCCUUAGCAUAUGGUUUAUCCAGUCUCUGAAGACCGGGUCCACCCAGUACUGGUAUAAAGAUUGGAUCAGUGUGUCGGUCAGCAAAUUGGGAAAAGCCCCCUCGAUGUCAAUGCAUACUGACAGUGUGUACGUUUUGACAUCGAAGGAUUCUUCUAUUUUAUGCACAACCUCGUGCAGGGCAGUAUCCCCUACCUCCCCUUGACAUAGGCAUGCGGUCUGUAUUUGAGCAGUUCGCUGGAUGUCAUGCUUUUUAUCAUGGUGUCCACAAUACGUUCCAUGGUUUUGAGUAGAAAGGCCGUUUGAAGCUCCUCAAGGAUUCCUUCACCAUAAAUUCCGUUAUUAUAAACCUUCGAUCAACGUCAUUAUUCCAAGAUUCCGGUGUCUCCGUGAGUCCUUUCGUAUCCUGUGGAAAAUGGGUUUUCAUCAAAAGCCUCAACGUGUCCUCCGUUGUCUUUG